AUGCGCCUCGUUCGCGCACUUCUGCUGCCUGGUAUCUUUGUUUACGUGUCUCACGUAGACCUGCUUCAGGUCCGUGCGCUACGCAGAAGCGAAACCGAAGUUUCUGAAGGAAGCGCUCUUCGUUCCGGCACUGCAGCGGUUGUUAGUGACGACGAAAGAGCGGCUACUGGUUGGACGCAGAAGCUGACGAAUCUGUUUUCGACGGCUAAGAGCAGGAAGGCCAAAGCUGCACAAAAAGCAAACGACGAGGACGACAAGCUUUUUAAGCUCAAAACAGAAUACCUGGACAUUCUGUAUAAAUUGUUACUUGAUGAGAGAGCGAAAAAGAGUCAAACCAUUGCAUCUUUCGUUGGCAGCGAAGAGUUUAAUUUGAUGCUAAGAGCAAUCCGCCAAGCUGACGAGAGUCUCCGCGAAACGAAGCAUAAAAUUGUUCCGUCCGAAUAUUUUAUCAGCAAGUUCACACCUGAUGACAUGAAUACGGUGCUCAAGCCAAAUGGUAAGCGCAGCGAGAUGGGUGAGGAACUCAAGAUAGCUAUUUGGUCGCAUUUAAAUUCGAAUAACCUGCGGAAGAAUGAGAAAAGCAAGACUAGGUUGAGAAUAUCGAGUAUUAUGUGA
Messenger RNA from Peronospora matthiolae, 615 nucleotides. The record is from the annotation of a GenBank genome assembly. Lineage: Eukaryota; Oomycota; Peronosporomycetes; Peronosporales; Peronosporaceae.